ACGACUACAGAUUUUAUAAAUUCUUUUCCCAUUGCUAAACGCAUUUAUCAUAGUUGGAAUUAAUUUUCCGGAUUAUAUAACCAGCACCAUGGGCGAUCAAUACAACGAUCAGUACUGGAUGAACCAGAACAGUCAGCCGCAGGAAGCGUACGAUGGCUUCACCGACAAAUCGCAGAUACUGGACUUCCAAACGUUCGACCAAAACAACAGUUUCUACUCGAGCAACAUGUAUCCGGCGUCGCAAUAUCCUGACCCUGGCCAAGGUGCUCCGUUCGGCGCGAUGCAACAGCAAUCCUCCUUCCAUCAGGGUCCAUCGAUCUUCACUCCGACGAUGAUGUCCACACACUAUGGUGAAUCGAUGCACGGUGCCGACGGUGUACCCAACAGUGGCAUGGAUGUCGAUCCUACCGAGUUCGACGAACCACCACUGCUGGAGGAGCUGGAAAUUGAUCCAAAACGAAUCAUGGAAAAAUCACUCGCUGUGUUGAACCCAUUCAAGGCGUCCGCAGCACUUGUCGACGUUACAGAAACAGAUCUGGCUGGGCCAAUAACGUUCUGUCUCACACUUGCCGCUUGCCUGUCUGUAUCGGGCAGCCGGGCCCAGUUUGGAUAUAUCUACGGACUGUCGCUCAUUUCCGUGAUGGUUAUGUUCUGCCUAAUUUCUCUGAUGUGCAAUGUGGCCGAUUCGAAAGUGACGGUCUCGGCCGUCGCUAGCGUACUAGGCUACAGUAUGCUCCCAAUCGUUGGCCUAUCGAUCGUGGGCGUAUUUGUGACGUUGAACAAUGCAUACGGCAUGGCGAUUGCCGGCGCAGCGAUUUUUCUCGCGACGAUGAGCUCUAGCAAGAUGUUCUGUCUAAUGACGGGUGAUCCACAUCAGCGGUAUUUGAUAGCAUACCCGAGUGCACUACUGUACGCAAUAUUUUCUUUGUUAGUGCUUUUCUAAAAGCAGUUUUCGACACGCCGGGCUGAAUGUAAAUUAUUAAACAUCGAUUACAGUUUAGCGUUGAGCGAAAAAACAUUACGUGAAAUUAGUAGUCGUGAAGGAAAUUUUCUAAAAAUCCUGUUGCCACAGUCAAUGUAAAUCCACUGAGCAGUUGGAACCAUCCUUGUGGAACUCCUACGACACUACAAAUCAUACCGAAUUAUUUGAAGUGAAUUUAAUAAGGAUGAAGGUAUUGCGAAUCAUUUAAAAUAUUCCUUUAUUUGAUGUAUCGAAUACUGCAUGCCAUCUGCAAUGCACGAGUAACAUUUUUUAAAUUUAAAAUAUCCUGGAAAUGAAACAUUGUAACACCUAACUUAAUUGAGAAUGAUCCUUCCUGCAAAUAAAAAUGUUUAUAUGUAUACAUAA
Messenger RNA from Anopheles coustani, 1348 nucleotides. It is a transcript of the gene Yip1d1, whose product is annotated as protein YIPF5 homolog. The record is from RefSeq and is a predicted model, not a curated record. Bases 89 to 943 code for a protein of 284 amino acids. Lineage: Eukaryota; Metazoa; Arthropoda; Insecta; Diptera; Culicidae. Gene Ontology annotation, cellular component: trans-Golgi network. The transcript has 2 exons. Gene Ontology annotation, biological process: endoplasmic reticulum to Golgi vesicle-mediated transport; vesicle fusion with Golgi apparatus.